Adineta steineri is the source of this 1467-nucleotide messenger RNA. NCBI's taxonomy places the organism in Eukaryota, Metazoa, Rotifera, Eurotatoria, Adinetida, Adinetidae. The record is from the annotation of a GenBank genome assembly.
AUGCUACAGUUAGAUGCCAUUUACAUCUUUUCUGACAAGAAAUCCAAUCAUCAACAAUGGACUCAAAACUGGACAAAAAUCAAAGGUGUUCAUACAAAUAUGAAGGAGAUCUAUCAAGUAUUGCAAUUAGCUGUUAAGCAAUGCAACCAAGACUUCAUUGCCAUAAGUUUUCUCAUGGAAAAUGAAAUAGCUUCGACUUUUAUGUAUACUCUAAUAUUCAAGGAUAUUCUCCCUCGUAUCGGAUAUGAUCGCAAGGCAAUCAAGCGCUUAGCAGCUUGUUGCCGCGAAAUUUUUACUGAUAAUACAGCUGAAUUAAAAAUUAUUAAUGAAUUUCAACGUAAUUAUCAUCCACAACAAGCGAUAUGGUGGUAUACACGUGAAUGUUUUAUCUAUCAAAUGCUUAAUCGAGCAUUUCGAGUUCUAGAUGUUGAUAUAAUCAUUAAGAUGGGCUUCUUUCUACGUGAUUUGCAUGAACAAAUUCAAAACCUAUACGAACAACAGGUCAGUAAUUAUGGAAGAAAACCUUUUGUAGUUUAUCGAGGACAAGGUCUCAUGAAACCAGACUUUGAAAAACUGGAGAAAACAAAAGGUGGACUAAUGUCAUUUAACAGUUUUUUGCCCACGACUAAAGAUAAAGAAGUGUCCCUCCAUUUUGCUCGAAAUGCUUCAACAAAAUCGGAUAUGGUGGGCAUUCUCUUCAUAAUGUUCAUUGAUCCUUGUUUAAAUUCAGCACCAUUUGUCUCCACCAAGGAGAUGAGUUACUUUAAGGUUGAAGAUGAAAUUAUCUUUUCAAUGUACACUGUCUUUCGAGUGGAUGCAAUUAAACAAAUGGACAAUAAAAAUCAAUUUUAUCAAGUUGAACUUCAGUUAAUUUCGGAUGAUGAUGAAAAACGACGAUUACGUACCUAUCGGAGACGAGAAGUAGUUCGUGAUGAUUCUAGACGAGAAAGAUUGAUUAACUUAUUGGUUAAAAUCAGCCAAUUUAAUAAGACUGAUGAACUCUAUAACGUAUUAUUCGAACAGAGACGUGAAGAGGCAGUAAAGAAGAGUUAUUACGAGCAACUUGGAAGUACUUAUUUGCACCAAGGUAAUUACGAAAAGGCUAUUUGGUAUUACGAAAAAGUACUUGAAAUUCAAAAAAACUCUUCAAAUACAGAUUAUCAUGGUCAGUGUAUAUCAUACUGUUACAUCGGUAUGUUGUAUGCCAACAUGGAAGAGUACUCGAAAGCAGUCGCAUUUUAUGAAAAAGUACUUGAAAUUGGAGAAUUAUUUUUUCCUUCAAAUGAUCCCGUAAUGGCUACUUCAUACAAUAACAUUGCUUUGGUACAUUACAAUAUCAAAGAGUAUUCGAAAGCACUUUCAUAUUAUGAACGUGCUCUGAACAUAUGGCAACAUACAUUACCUUCAACUCAUCCUCAUAUAAACACUGUAAAAGAGAGUAUUGAAAUCGUAAAAAAGAAAUUAUAA